AUGCCCAGUACUGAGGAAGCUCCCAUUGCUGCGACAGUCAUAGCUUCUGGAUCUCCAACUAUGGAUUCUAAUGAUCCAUUUUUUCUUCAUCCCUCAGACUCUCCUGGCAUGAUCCUCGUCAACACUAUCUUUGAUGGUCAUGGUUUUGCAGGAUGGAAGAGGGCUCUCCUCAUUGCACUCUCAGCCAAGAAUAAGCUUGGUUUCAUAGAUGGGAGUUGCAAAUCACCUGCUGCUGGUUCAAUCAACCUCAGGCUGUGGAAUCGUUAUAAUGACAUGGUGACAUCUUGGUUGUUGAAUUCUCUCUCUAAGGAAAUAGCAGCUAGUGUCCUGUAUUCACAGAGUGCUGAAAGCCUUUGGGCUGAUCUUGAGGAUAGAUUUGGACAGUCUAAUGGUGCCAAACUCUAUCACCUGCAAAAAGAGAUCAGUGAUUUAGUACAGGGUACUAGUGAUAUAGCAGGCUACUUCACUAAAAUCAAGCUAUUAUGGGAUGAGCUUGAUGCUCUCCACUGUUCUAUGAUCUGUACAUGUAACUGCACUUGUGGAGGAAAGAAUAAGAGGCAGAAAUCUCUACAAGAUGAGAGGCUCAUUCAAUUUCUAAUGGGUUUGAAUGAUAGCUAUGGAUCUGUAAGAAGCAAUAUCAUCACGAUUGCUCCACUACCUAGUGUGAACCUGGCUUACUCUCUCUUAAUCCAAUAUGAGAAACAGAAAGAGAUCUACUACAAUCCUCAGUCUCCUGCUGACUUAUCCUCCUAUUCAGCAGUCCAGCAGCCUAUUCUUGGUAACAAAUCUCAAGCUUAUGAGUACAAGGGAAAAAAGAACAUUUUGGUUUGCUCUCAUUGCAAGAAGCCAAGACAUUCUAUUGACAAGUGUUACAGGAUAAUUGGAUUUCCUGCUGAUUUUCAGUUCACCAAGAGUCCAAAAUUCAAGGUGGGAAUCAAAAGCAAUGAAGUCUUGGGAACUCCUAAUGCUCAGCACACUGUGUUUGCUGAAGUAGAUGGGAACCCAUUCUCCCAUCAGCAGCUUAAUUACUUACUUCAAAUGCUUAAGCAUGCUGAUCUUGGAGACCGAGAGAAGUUGAUCUCACAAGUGGCAGCUAAUAUGGUUCACUGUGCUGGACCUUUUAGUGAAGACCCCUCAGGUUCUUGGUCAAGCUAGAAAUGGCAUUUAUGUCCUCCAGUCACCAGUUUCUCCUCUUCAAUGUAGUUCUAAGAAUAGCUUAGGAUUAUUUUCUAGUCUUUCAAUUCCAGAAUGUAAUGCAGUUUCUUCUAGUAAUGUAGUUUCUUCAAAUUUCAGUUCUAAUGUAAGACUAUGGCACAAUAGAUUGGGGCAUUUACCCUUUUCUUCAAUGAAAUCUAUGAGUUUCCUUUCUUCUUUGCCUAAUGUUGAUUGUCCUUGUGAUAUUUGUCCUAUAG
This is a messenger RNA of Solanum tuberosum (potato), 1412 nucleotides long. RefSeq lists its product as uncharacterized. The coding region runs from base 1 to 1155 and encodes 384 amino acids. The transcript is spliced from 2 exons. NCBI's taxonomy places the organism in Eukaryota, Viridiplantae, Streptophyta, Magnoliopsida, Solanales, Solanaceae. The record is from RefSeq and is a predicted model, not a curated record.